This is a messenger RNA of Bombus pascuorum, 644 nucleotides long. It is a transcript of the gene Cisd2, whose product is annotated as CDGSH iron-sulfur domain-containing protein 2 homolog. Gene Ontology annotation, cellular component: mitochondrial outer membrane; intracellular membrane-bounded organelle. Gene Ontology annotation, molecular function: 2 iron, 2 sulfur cluster binding. Lineage: Eukaryota; Metazoa; Arthropoda; Insecta; Hymenoptera; Apidae. The coding region runs from base 63 to 461 and encodes 132 amino acids. The transcript has 4 exons. The record is from RefSeq and is a predicted model, not a curated record. Gene Ontology annotation, biological process: regulation of autophagy.
AUGCAGCGCAGCUAGUUCGCGUUUGAAAUCGCAGCUUGAUUAGCGUAGUAGUGAUAGCAAUCAUGAUGCCACUAGCACAUCUCGUCAAAGAAUCUCUUCCAAAUUAUUUAGCUGGAUUGCCUAUUCCGGAUACUAUAGGAGGAUGGUUUCGACUUGGAAUACGUGAUUGGAUUUCCUUAGUCCCACCAACAGCUUUAUUAGCGGGUAUCGGUUAUAUGUCAUAUAAAGCAUUCUGUCCAAAGGCUAGAGUACCACCAUGUGGGUUUGUGAAUCCUAAUAUAAAGAAGGAUGUAAAUAAAGUGGUAGACACGGUUGAUAUAGAAGAUAUCACUGAGAAAGCUGCAUUUUGCCGUUGUUGGAGAUCUAAGAAUUGGCCAUAUUGUGAUGGUGCUCAUGGGCGUCAUAAUCAGGAAACGAAUGAUAAUGUGGGUCCUCUUGUAAUUACAAGAAACAAAGAUUAAUGUAAACUUAUUGGCACAUAAAAAUUGCUGUAUGUACUUGUUCUUUACAAAGCUGAUUAUAAACAAAAACAAAAAGAUUCCUGUAACGAAUAAUAUAGAAUCAUAUAAACAUGUCACAAAUAAUUAGUGUAGAUAAAUAUUUAAAUGAAUAAAAAACCAACACCAAGUACAGAAUGUAAAAUA